AUGGGCAGCGACAACUUCAACGUCAAGUUAUUGAAGCGAUCUUUGGGCGAAUCUAGAAAGAGUGGUUCCGUGAAUACUCUGUAUGGUGACAAGACAUGGGUGCAAGAUCUGGACAUUGUCAACGAGCUUGGAGCUCACACCGGUUGUGUCAACGCCCUGAGCUGGUCUUCAGGUGGCAAUCUACUCGCUUCGGGUUCGGACGAUACCUAUCUCAACAUUUGGGGUUAUAACCCUUCCGGGUUGGCCAAACCAUUCACUUUGAAUACGUGUGUGAGCACUGGUCAUCGUGCCAAUAUCUUUUCCGUCAAGUUUAUGCCUCACUCGGGUGACCGAACCGUCGUAACCUGCGCAGGCGAUUCGGAAGUACGCGUCUUCGACCUAGAAUACGGUGGUGCCGCCAACAGUGGGUCGACCGAUCCCACAUUUGCUGCGAGUACAAGAAGUCGGAGGUUUAAUAACUUCUUCCGCCACGCCAGGUGGUUGAAUGAAGGGAACACAAACGCGCGUGUGUACCGAAGUCAUGCAGACAGGGUCAAGCGGAUCGUGACGGAGUCGAGCCCCUACCUCUUCUUGACUUGUUCCGAGGACGGAGAGGUCCGUCAAUGGGAUUUGAGACAGCCAUCGUCUGCGUACCCUCCUCCUCCCGGUGGGCGUGGGUAUGCCAGAUACCGUGCAAAUACGGAGAGUGAAGUCGGCGACGUUCCCCCGCCGCUCAUUUCCUACAAGAGAUACGGGUUGGACUUGAACACCAUCUCCUGUGCGCCCAAUCAGCCUCAGUAUAUCGCCCUAGGCGGGGCUCACCUUCAUUGCUUUCUGCAUGACAGACGGAUGCUGGGCCGAGAUAUGGACGCGGAGAAAGGCCGUCCGGGAGGCCGGGUCCCUGUCGUCGGUACAUACGACGAUGAGAGCAUGGCCGAGGCUACCCGCUGUGUGCGACGGUUUGCACCCAACAACAAGCGUAAAAUGGGCUCGACUGACCAUGGGCAUAUCACUGCUUGCAAGAUCAGCGACGCUAAUCCGAAUGAGAUGAUCGCUUCUUGGUCCGGCGAUCACAUCUACAGUUUUGAUAUAGUCAAGUCUCCUGAUGCCAGGGAUGCGGACGCCAAAGCUGACGAGGCAUUUCAAGCUGCUCGUCUUAGAAAUCGAUCAGACCGGAAGAGGAAGAGAGGAAAGGCCAACGCUUCAUCAAGCAGCUUGGCUGACUCGGCCAAUCCUAGUAGACGUCUACGGCGUGUCUCCGAUAGCCAGGCUGAAGAAGGAAACACCGCUCUGCUGGCGCGGUAUGAGGAUGGGGAGUCUGAGCUGAUACCUAUUCGUGCCAAUCCAACCAAUAUAGCCGCGGAACAUCACUCUCCUCGGGAUUUUUUGCUCACAGAGGCACAGCGAUCGAGUGAGCGUGUGGCUCGAGCAUUGGUCCAAAUGCGAAAGACAUUAUUCGACUUUUCAUCCAGAUUAAAUGCAGAUACCGCGUUAUUGAUGGAGACUUCCGAGGAGCUCACGCCUCACACGGCAGUCUUCACUUCUGUCCUAGGGCAGUGUGCAUCCUUGCUGCCCCAGAUGGAAGAGAUUAUGCGGACUUGGUCCUAUCCAGUCAACCCGAGUGAAGAAGAUGUUCGACUACAGAACACACUGAGGAGGAAUCGUCAAGCCAGCUGGCGGUUUGUCCAAGCAGCCGGCUGUCUAGCCCGAUGUUUGGGCGGUCGGUUGCAAACUCUCAGUUCUGCUCCGGACGGGCGCUUGAAUUCUUUCACCCAGAUCAGGCCCGCUGCUCAUGAAGGCAAACAUAUCACUCGGGAGUCAAGAUUUUGUUACGACUUCCUGAAAGCCAUCCUUCUGUGGUUAGAUGGGGGCCAAGAGGCGGUCUUGCAAGGUUUCAAAAGACCAGCUAAUGUAAGUAGCGAUAGUCCUCGAUUCCCUCUGGACGAAGACGACACAGUUCACACUUUUGUCGACAAGCUGCGGUCGUACCUCCUGGAUCUCGCGGAUGACAGUGUCCCUGUUGUCGACCUGGACACGAAUCGCUUCGAGGUCAAUGAGAGACGGAUGGUGUUUGACAGCCAGACAUCGGCGGUGCAAGCGUUUCUGACGGCUGUUGUGAGCGUCAGGUUGGCGGAGAGACAUGGCAUGGCAGAAACAGUGACAGAGCCUUCCGGCGCUUGCAGAACUAUCCGAGUCAUGGACAAGGGAGCUGCAGCGCGGUUUUGGGGAGUCAAGGUGGGCCGAAGUCUCCUCAUGCGUGCCGGUGAAGGGGUAACAUAUGAUUUCGUCAAUCGUGCCUUUGGCGGCUUGAGACUUCAGAUUUCGCCCGACACAGAGGGCACUGAACGCUCCCAAGAGGACAUUGAUCCAGAUGAGGAAGAACGCAUUGUGGAAGCCAUUGACAUUGUGAGGACCGCGGACUCGCCGGAAGCUUCUCAGGGUGUCGCUGGGUCCGAAAUGGAGAUGAGAAGGCCCCCAGCAGCACAUGUAGAGGACGCCAACGAAGACGAGGAUGAGGGCGACGAGGACAACAACGAGAACGAGGAGUCUGAGUCUGAGCGCUCCGGCUCUGACGGUGAGGAAGAAAAUGACGACGAUGAGGGAGCGCCUGAAAGGAUAUUGUUUCGGCGCCGGCUAGGGUUCGCCCGGCCCCAUGAACGGGCCCUGGUCAACCUGCAUGUGCCGUACUCAUCGCACACCAGAGUGUACCAGGGACAUUGCAACACGCGUACGGUCAAGGACGUCAACUAUUACGGCCUGAACGACGAGUACGUGGUCAGUGGCUCGGACGAUGGACAUUUCUUCAUCUGGGACCGGAAAACCAGCAAAAUCCUCAAUAUUUUGGAGGGCGAUGGCGAGGUGGUCAAUGUGGUCCAGGGACAUCCAUAUGAACCCAUGAUCGCUUGCAGUGGCAUCGACAGCACGAUCAAGAUCUUUGGCCCUGGCGGUGACAGCCGAGAACGCGAGAUGGCGGAACGGGGAAUCGAUGUGGCCAACCCAGGCGGAGGGAUGCACAGUUCUUUACGUUUCGGGGCGCGAAGAAGCAGCCGACGAAUGCGCGGGGAAGAUGAUGAAGACGAGGACGAUGAGAGUGAUGAAGAGGCACAGUCCGAGGAUGCAACUUCGGCCCGGCGGCUUCGUAGUCGACGAGCAAUGCAUCGCAGUUACGAAAUCAUCAGUCGCAACGACGUGGAACGGAGGCGGGGUGCAUCAGACACAUAUGUCACGGAGGGCAUGUUGGCUCGACUGGCCAUGGCUUUACAACGGGGCCAGAUUGAAGCGAUCGGAGAGCAAGGGUUCGGAGCUGGCGGCGCAACCAUUGUGGUGGAUGAGAAUUGCCAGGUCAUGUAA
Messenger RNA from Exophiala dermatitidis NIH/UT8656, 3330 nucleotides. RefSeq lists its product as uncharacterized. Gene Ontology annotation, molecular function: protein binding. Gene Ontology annotation, cellular component: cytoplasm; Cul4-RING E3 ubiquitin ligase complex. The coding region runs from base 1 to 3330 and encodes 1109 amino acids. The transcript has 4 exons. Gene Ontology annotation, biological process: negative regulation of fatty acid biosynthetic process. The record is from RefSeq and is a predicted model, not a curated record. Lineage: Eukaryota; Fungi; Ascomycota; Eurotiomycetes; Chaetothyriales; Herpotrichiellaceae.